AUGCCAUUGAAAAGCCCAAAGAAAAAAGAAAAAAAGAAAAAUUUGUCCCGCGACAGUUUGGCGGGAAACGAGAAAGAAAAUCCGACCGCAAUUUUUCCGUUCAUCAAGCUCUCAUUUCUCAUCCUCCCUGCGCCUCCAGUCCGCCAUGGAUUCCGACUCCGAUUCCGACGGUUCUCACGUCUCCGCCACUCCUCCGCGGAACCCCAGUCCCCGUCAACCGCCGCCGCCGCCACCAAGACCGGCUCUUCUUGCCUCCUCCAGAUCCAAAGUCAGAGUCAGAGCCUCCUCCUCACGGCCCAAAACCGCCGCCCUAAAGCCCCGAACACCCUCUUCGGCCAAAGCCCUGAAACCACCACCUCCUCCUCCUCCAGUGCCCGUCAUCUCCUCUCUCUCCACUUCUUCCUUCCAAAUCCGCCGUCCAUCCCACCAUGCCGAACCGACCGCGUCCCUGGAUUCAGCUCCAGUCCUCCCAGCAGGCCACUUCUCUAAGCUCUCCUCCUCUUUCUCGAAAAUCCGACGGUCGUCACUCAAAUUCGAGGCUGAGACAGACUCGGUUGAUCCUGACAGCUCGGUCUUGGAAUCCAAGGCUGAAAUCGGCGAGAGAGUUUCACUUGCUUCUUCCUCACUGGAUAGUAGUUCUGUGUCGGAUUUGAGGAAACAGGUGAAUUUGAUAAGAGCUAGUGUUCCGAUUGAACCGGUGAAGUUGAAGAAGGGCGGGAAAAAUGAAGGCAACUUCGUCAGGCUCAAUUUGAACAAGAGGAAGUUCCUGAGCAAAGGCGGUAAGAGGAAGAGCAGCUACAAGUUUUCAGGAUACCGGAGGUUUUCUAGAAGAACCAAGCGGAAACCGAACUCUGCGGGUGAGGCCAAGAUUGAGGGCACUUGCGAGGAAGAUGGUUUGAUCCCAGAAAUCAUCGAACAGAUGCAGAACCGGCCGAAGAGUGAGAGAGCUGAGUUUGAAAUAAAAGAGGCUCUUUCUGCAUCAAGAAACGAGGCUUCAAGGGAGAAUUUGGAAAACCUGCUGAAGUUGGUCCAUGGGUACGAUUCCUUUCGGGAUGGGCAGUUUGAGGCCAUCAGAUCAGUUGUCAGUGGGCAAUCGACAAUGCUUGUUUUGCCAACCGGUGCUGGGAAGUCAUUGUGUUACCAAAUACCCGCAAUGAUUCUUCCCGGGAUUACUUUGGUGGUUAGUCCUUUGGUGGCUUUGAUGAUCGAUCAGCUUAAACAGCUGCCUCCUCUGAUUCGUGGUGGUCUCCUUUGUAGCAGUCAGACCCUGCAGGAGACUUCCGAGACACUGAGACUGCUGCAAGAAGGUAUCAUAAAGGUGCUUUUCAUUUCACCCGAGAGGUUUCUGAAUGAGGAUUUCCUUUCACUGUUUUCUGGAGAGCUCCGUGUCUCACUUGUAGUUGUUGAUGAAGCUCACUGUGUGUCUGAAUGGUCACAUAAUUUUCGGCCUUCAUUCACGAGGCUGAGGGCCUCAUUGCUUCGUGCAAGGCUUCGAGUCAAUUGUAUUCUCGCUAUGACUGCAACUGCCACAAGGGCAACUCUCUCUUCUGUCAUGUCAGCCUUAGAAAUCCCUACAUCUAAUCUCAUCCACAAGCCCCAAGUCAGGGGAAAUCUACAAUUAUCAGUAACCUUGAGUCAAAACAAGAUGAAAGACCUGCUGACGCUAUUGAAGUCUUCACCCUAUAAGGAAAUCCAGAGUAUCAUUGUGUACUGCAAAUUUCAGUAUGAAACAGAUACUGUGAGCAGAUAUUUAUGCGAUAACAAUAUUUCAGCAAAGAGCUACCACAGCAGCAUCCCUGCAAAGGAUCGCAGCCGCAUACAGGAUUUAUUUUGUUCCAACAAGAUAAGAGUGGUCGUAGCAACCGUAGCAUUCGGAAUGGGACUUGACAAGAGUGAUGUUGGUGCUGUAAUUCAUUACAGCAUACCCAACAGCUUGGAAGAGUACGUUCAGGAAAUUGGCCGGGCUGGACGAGACGGGAGAGUAUCCCAUUGCCAUCUUUUAUAUGAUGAUAACACAUACUAUAAGCUCCGUAGUCUCAUGCACAGCGAUGGAGUAGAUGAAUAUGCUGUGGGCAAGUUGCUUUCUCAAGUUUUCACCAAUGAAUCCCAUGGAAAAAUCUGUUCUAUAGUAAAGGAAUCAGCAUCUUGCAAGUAUGACAUGAAGGAGGAGGCAAUCCUCACAAUCCUUACCUACCUGGAGUUGGGUGAAGUCCAGUACUUGCGUUUGCUUCCACAAUUAAACAUAACCUGCACUCUGAACUUCCAUCAGACUUCACCAGCAUUGCUAGCUGACAAAGAUAUUGUCAUUGCAGCGAUUCUAAGGAAGUCUGAAACUAAGCAAGGGCAGUACAUAUUUGACAUACCGACUGUGGCAAAUAGCAUUGGCAUCACAGCCGCAGAAUUGUCCAAUCAUUUGCAGCAUCUAAAGCUCAAGGGGGAAAUUACAUAUGAUAUGAAGGACAUGGCCUAUUGUUAUACAACUGUUAAAGUUCCUGAAGAUAUCUGUUUGCUCGCCUCACAUCUCACAAAAUGGUUGUCAGAGGUUGAAAGUUGCAAGGUGCAUAAACUGGACGCCAUGUUCGACGCUGCAGUCUUUGCACUGAAUAAAUGCAAGAAGGAGCUAGGUUGUGGCAGCGUCCAGCACACAGCGUGCUUGCAGAAGAAGAUCAUGGACUACUUUAACAGCGAGAAUACUUGCAACGUCUCAAACAAGAUGAGUCAGAACAGCCCUUUCUUGAGAGCAGAUAUAAAGGUCUUUCUACAGGGUAACUCGCAAGCUAAGUUCACACCUCGAGCUGUUGCAAGGAUACUACAUGGAAUUUCAAGCCCAGCAUACCCAUCCACAUUCUGGGCUAAAUCACAUUUCUGGGGAAGGUAUACACAGGUCGAUUUCCAAGUAGUAAUGGAAGCAGCAAAGGCAGAACUGAUGAACUCUGUGGGGAAGGAGGCACCAUAAGUUGAUUCAAAUGGAGGCAAUACGGUGCAGAUACAAUCACUGACUGAGAAGAGGCAAAGAAAACUUAGUCCUGCAAGAGAAUAAUCACGGUCUGCUUGAGCCCAAUCUAAUAUGAGAACAUGGUGAAUCCACUACGUGCUAUGUGUUCUUCACAUCUCUUCAUUGCAACCAGUCUUUCUCAGGAGCACGGACAGAUGCUUCGAUUCUCAAACAGAGUCGUGCUUCGAUCAUAAAGUGAUGCAGCAAUACGAGUGCUUUAAGCCCUCCAGGUCGAAUGCAGCCACAUGAAAUGCGAUAAUAGAGGAACCUCUUGAUUGUAAGUUCUGUAACAAUAAUUUUACCGGUGAUUGCUAUAUAAUUAGGAUAUCCAAAUCGAAAGGGCCGGAGGUAUGGGAUUUUAAGGGGUGUGGGACGGAGGAUCCCGAUCAAGAGAUAGCAUGCUUCAUGCAGUUGCACGCAAGAGAGUGUUAUGUUUAUACAAUUUAUUUUUUAUUAAUCUUAUUCAUUUUUUAUUUU
Messenger RNA from Punica granatum (pomegranate), 3472 nucleotides. Lineage: Eukaryota; Viridiplantae; Streptophyta; Magnoliopsida; Myrtales; Lythraceae. The record is from RefSeq and is a predicted model, not a curated record.